This is a messenger RNA of Drosophila grimshawi, 981 nucleotides long. RefSeq lists its product as uncharacterized. The coding region runs from base 1 to 981 and encodes 326 amino acids. The record is from RefSeq and is a predicted model, not a curated record. The transcript has a single exon. NCBI's taxonomy places the organism in Eukaryota, Metazoa, Arthropoda, Insecta, Diptera, Drosophilidae.
AUGCAGUCGCAUCAAGUCGCAUUCUUGCUGCUCUUAGGCAGCCUUCUGUGCCUGAGCUUUGGCCACAGCAGCGCUCGUCACAGCGGCCGCAGCUCCUACUUCAACGAGCCAGCUCUGGCCCGCUCCAACGAUGGCAAUGUGGCUGUUGCCCUCGAACAGGGUGCCGAUAAGGAUAAGCUGAAUGGUGGUGGUGGUGCAGCAGCAACUGUUGGUGCUGGUGGUGUCGCACCCGGUGUUAGCGGCAGCGCAGUUGGCAAUAAGGAUGCCUCGAGCGGUCGCCUGUUUCUCAAGAAAUUCCUCAUGUUCAAGAAUUUGUUCAGCAGCAACAAUCAGCCCGUGAUUCCGAUUAUAAUUACCGGAGCUGGCACUGGAACCGGUACCCUUAGCCCCAGCAGCCCCACACAGACCGUGACCUCAACUGGCACAGUGCCGACGGCCACCGGCACAGUGAGCUCACCAACCUCACCCACAUCACCCACAUCACCCACAUCACCCACGGCAGCCAAUUCUCGCCAAUAUGCGCAGGAUGACGAAAUGGCCGAUGACGCCAAUGAGUCCGAGGUGCAGGGUCAAUCCGCCAAUGCUGAGCUGGUCGAUGAGCAGGCACUGCAGGCAGCUUUGGCCGCUGGUGCACAGGAAUAUGAAGUAUAUACCGAACCCUCGGAGCAAUCGGAGUCUGGAGCAACGGAGAGCAAGGCAAGCCCAAAUAAUCGCAUCAAUCUGCGCCGCAAGGGCGGUCGUCGCGGCCAGGGACAGAUGAUUAGUGUACGCAUACCACCCCGCUAUCGUCGCUACUUCAAGAAUGGCCAAAAGGUCAUGCUGAACACAAAGAGUCGGCCCAACAAGCGUCGUGUGAUCAGGAGGCGUGUGCAGACCACCAAACGCAAGCGCUUCAACAAUCGUCGUCGCGGCGGAAAGAACAAGAACAAGAAGGGCAAGGGCAAGAACAAGAACAAGCGCCCACGUAUACCAGUCGUUUAA